AUGGAGGGCACUGUGGCUGUCACGACUGUCAAGGACCCCUCCAAGUUCGGAGUGCUCGAUUUGGUGGAGACUCCCAUCGGCACCCAAAUCGAGCGUUUCGUGGAGAAGCCGUCCGUGUUUGUGUCCGACAAGAUCAAUGCAGGAAUAUACGUCCUCAGUCCCCGAGUCCUCAACCGAAUUCAGGUUGUGAUUGUCCGUGUCCUUCAAGACGAGACCCACCUCAAUCGAGAAAGAAAUCUUCCCCAAAAUGGCCGAGGAAUCCCAACUCUACGCGUGUCACAUUCCUGGUGUUGUCGAACCAUCAGUUUGCCAGGUUUUUGGAUGGACGUGGGACAGCCACUGGACUUCCUCCAGGCAACCCGGCUGUGGUUGGAGCACAACCAAGUGAGCAGCACACGGCCCGACGUGACCAUCCAUCAGCCCGUCCUCAUUGUAAUCGUCCACUCAUAUUCCAGGACGACGAGGCUGUUAUUGGGGCGGGGUCAGAGAUUGGUCCAAACGUGA
Octopus sinensis (East Asian common octopus) is the source of this 504-nucleotide messenger RNA. RefSeq names its product probable mannose-1-phosphate guanylyltransferase 2. Lineage: Eukaryota; Metazoa; Mollusca; Cephalopoda; Octopoda; Octopodidae. The transcript has a single exon. Gene Ontology annotation, cellular component: cytoplasm. The coding region runs from base 1 to 504 and encodes 167 amino acids. Gene Ontology annotation, molecular function: mannose-1-phosphate guanylyltransferase (GTP) activity. The record is from RefSeq and is a predicted model, not a curated record. Gene Ontology annotation, biological process: GDP-mannose biosynthetic process; cell wall mannoprotein biosynthetic process.